GUCCGGUGGAAAAUUGACCUGAUGCUAAUGCCACUUUUACUUGGAACAUAUACACUGAACUUUCUGGAUAAAGGCAUUCUUUCCAACGCAUCAGUUUUUGGCCUGAAGAAGGACACGCAUCUUGUCGGCCAGCAAUAUAGCUGGGUUGCAAGCAUUUUCUAUUUUGGCUACAUGCUAGGGCAGCCAGUUAAUGCAUACAUGCUUCACAAAGUGCCUAUGGGCAAAUGGUUGGCUGGUAAUGUAUUUGGAUGGGGAGUAUGCAUUCUGUUGGCCAUUACGGCCAAAAACUUUGCAGGCCUCGCUACUACGCGCUUUUUUCUCGGACUUUUUGAGUCUGUCAAUAACCCAGCAUUUGUGCUCAUCACUGCUCAAUAUUAUACUCGCAAAGAACACUCACUUCGCGCAUGUAUAUGGUGGGCAGGCAAUGCGGUUGGAUCUUUUUUUGGAGACCUUAUCGCGUAUGCCAUCGGGCAUGGCCACGGGUCGCUCUCGCCAUGGAAGUACAUGUUCAUCACGUUCGGAGGCUUUACAGUCCUCUGGUCUGCAGUUCUGUUGCUGCUUUUACCCGAUUCGCCAUGGAAGAUGGGAUUUCUAAAUGAACGAGAGAAGAAGAUUGCUGUGUUGCGCGUCAUGUCUAAUCAUACUGGAAUCAGCGCCUCGAAUUGGAAAUGGAAACAAGCAUUCUCCGUUCUUGUGGAUCCUCAAGCCUGGAUAUUCUUCUGUAUUGCAUUUAUCCAAUGCUUACCAGGCGGUGGCUUGACGGCUUUCAACAAACUUAUCCUAACAGGUCUUGGAUAUACCAAUCUCCAAGCCACGAUAUACUCUAUGCCGGAACAUGCCAUUCAGCUCUUUGGCGUCGUGGUUGCGGGCAUUGCUGGUUCCUACCUGAAAAAUUUUAGAUGCAUCGUUAUUGUGCUAUCUAAUAUCCCUCCCUUGGUUGGUAGCUUGAUCGUGUAUUACGUGCCGGCGUCCGACAAGUUGACGCGCUUGGCUGGUGUUUACAUUCUCUUUACAAACACAAUUAGUUAUAUCAUGGUGUUGAGUCUUGUUGCUUCGAAUUUCGCUGGAAUGUCUCGCAAGACUACCGUUUCGGCUGGAAUAUUUCUUGCAUAUUCAGCUGGUAAUCUCGUUGCUCCAAAUCUCUUUAUCGACUCGGAGGCACCUCUAUAUCCCACGGGGUUUAGAGGGAUGAUUGCUUCGUUUAUAACGUUGAUCGUCCUGGCCUUUGCUCUCAUGGGAUAUUUGGUUAUACAAAAUAAAAAACGUGAUAAGUUGUACGGCAAAGUUGAUCCAAAUGCCGUACAGGAGGAUGACUUUAUGGAUUUAACGGAUCAGGAGUUGCACUAUUUCCGAUAUGCCUGGUGAACAUCUCUAAUUUUUUCUGCGGACAUUUAGGACAUGCUGAAAGUCAGAGCUGAAAGUCAGAGCUGAG
Messenger RNA from Trichoderma asperellum CBS 433.97, 1432 nucleotides. RefSeq lists its product as uncharacterized. Gene Ontology annotation, biological process: transmembrane transport. Gene Ontology annotation, molecular function: transmembrane transporter activity. Gene Ontology annotation, cellular component: membrane. The record is from RefSeq and is a predicted model, not a curated record. NCBI's taxonomy places the organism in Eukaryota, Fungi, Ascomycota, Sordariomycetes, Hypocreales, Hypocreaceae.